Messenger RNA from Exophiala mesophila, 1266 nucleotides. RefSeq lists its product as uncharacterized. The transcript has a single exon. The coding region runs from base 1 to 1266 and encodes 421 amino acids. Lineage: Eukaryota; Fungi; Ascomycota; Eurotiomycetes; Chaetothyriales; Herpotrichiellaceae. Gene Ontology annotation, biological process: spliceosomal tri-snRNP complex assembly. The record is from RefSeq and is a predicted model, not a curated record.
AUGACUUCGCUCAUAUUCCUAAAUCUGCCGCCCAAGACAUUCAUCGGCAUCGAUCUAUUAUCCUUUAAUUCAUCCCCGCACUUUCAGGGCAUUUCCAAUAUCCCGCCAGGGCUGCACUUUGUGUACAGUGGAACAGAUGCCUCGCUCUCCAUCCGAACUGGCCGAUGGCUGAAUCUGAGUGCUCAAGGAACCAAGCAACGAGUACUACAAUGGAAUAGGGAGACGGAGAAGUUAGAUUUGGUUGAGAACGACAACGAUGGCGGUGCUGUUGACGAUACGACAGUCUCUUCUUCCACCGGAAAGCGCGGGCUCGUCGACUAUCUUGCCCUCGCCGACGCGACAAGUGAUCUCGCCGAAAAGCAAGCGAGACAAGGUCGGUCCAAGGAGGAGGGGGAGGGGCUUGGAAUCGACCGGGAUGAUGAUGCCGAUGAAGAAGACGAGGAAACGACGCAAUCUCCGUCUGCCGCCUGGUCUGCUCUGUCGCAACAUAUUUCGCCAGCGGCUCUCACGCGUGUCCUGAAUACGAACUGGACGGUGUCGUCUAUCUCUUCAGCUCCAACCGAUACGGAAUCCAUCCCUGGCCUCUCGCACUUGGAAGCUGAAAACACAUUGCGUCAACUUCCCCUGAAUCUCCUCCCUGUCGAUCUCAAACAGACUUGGUCUGAAGGCGACGUUGGAAGGGUGCGGACUGAUCGAGCCCGAGACCGAAGUUGGUAUCUCUCGUCUCUGAUGGACAUUGCGAGCCCUGGGGCUAAGGACAAGGCUGUGGGAGCGCGACAGGUUUUGGGGGAGAUUCAGUUCUGUUUCCUCAUGGUUCUGACCUUGGCGAACUACAGUUGUCUCGAGCAGUGGAAGCGUCUAUUGACGGUCUUCUUCACCUCUAGAGACGCCCUUACGAAAGCGGAAGGCUAUUUUGUGCAAAUGGUCAAGACUCUGACGGAACAAAUGAGGCACGUGGACGAUCUGGAUGGGGGUAUGUUUGAGUUGAGGGACGAGGCUGGCAGUGCCUGGUUGAGGGCAAUGUGGGCCAAGUUUCGAGCGAACGUGGAUGAUGAGUUCGAGGGAGACGAGGGAGAACAAUUGAAAAAGACUGUCAAGGCAUUGCAGUCGUUUUUUGAGCGCAAGUAUGGAUGGCUCAAUAAGCAGGAUACCUUGCGCAGAGGUAUGCUGGAGUUGGAGGAUGGUGAACGCAUCGAGGUUAGCAUGGACGGGGUCGAUGAGGACGAAGAGACGGGUGAAUAUGCCCCCGUCGUGGUUGAUACGUAG